UCUGUGUGGCAGUAGAGUAUGUGCGGGGAUUAUUUUUGGAGGAAUGGGGGAUCAUUGACUUACGCAACAGGAUCAAAUCGUUUGUUCUUCUCAAGAGGUUUCAUCAGCAGCCAUGGCAACCCUUGGCCAGAUCAUCUUCGGCAGCAUGAUUACCCUCAUCGUCUUAUUCUCGGCCAUCAUCAUUCUCAUCUUAGCCCUGUCCCUCUCAGGCAACUUGUCCCAGGUGAUAAGCACCAACACGUUGCCCGUUGCCAACCUCGGCGAGGAUCAGCUUCUCAGCUGCUUUCUGAACACUAAAAGUCAAACAUCCGGACUCACAGACGUGUCAGUCACCUGGGAGAUGAAGGGCCUGACGGGAACCGUUUACAGCUAUCAGAAUGGAGCUCCGGAUCUUGCCAACCAGAACUCUCAGUUCAAAGGGAGAACGCAGCUCUUCCUCGAUGCUUUGACCACGGGGAACGCCUCUCUGCUGCUGAGGGGUGUGACACUUAGUGACAAGGGGGAGUACACCUGCAGCAUGAGCUCCUCUGGCGGUGGAGGGAACGUCAACAUUUACCUCAGAACAGCAGCCUUUUCAGCCCCAACAUUUAAAUUCACAAAUGGCACCCUGGCUGCUGAGGCAACCAGGUGGUUCCCUAAACCAAACGUGACGUGGUCGAACAAUGGCUGGGUCGUCCUGCGUGGAAGCACGAGCUUCACGUCAAACUCUGCGGGGAUAUUCAGUGUGGUCAGCACGCUGCAGUCAAUCAACGUCAGCGACACCUACACCUGCACGAUAGGAAAUGAUCUGGUGAUCGGCAUCUCUAAGGCAACUGUAACAGACACUGGUGUUUCAGGGAACACAUACUUCACCUACAGUGCUGCAUCAUCCCUGCUGGCAUCAACUUACCUGAGCAUGACGACCAGUGUCCUCCACAUCUAUUAUCUCACCUAAUUACACACACACACACACACACACACACACAGACUCAUAAGGUGAAAAUAUCAGCUUUAUUGUCAGUAGGAAGUUCACAGUAGUGCAGUAGUAAAUACAAAUAAGUACUUCACUUCUCUCUCUUUCUCUCUCUUUCUCUCUCUCUCUCUCUUUCUCUCUCUUUCUCU
Perca fluviatilis (European perch) is the source of this 1101-nucleotide messenger RNA. RefSeq names its product V-set domain containing T cell activation inhibitor 1 (gene vtcn1). The coding region runs from base 113 to 934 and encodes 273 amino acids. The record is from RefSeq and is a predicted model, not a curated record. Lineage: Eukaryota; Metazoa; Chordata; Actinopteri; Perciformes; Percidae. The transcript has 5 exons.